GCCCCCCCUCCACGUUUUAUGAUUCGACAACCUGCGUUGCCUUGCAUUGCAAGGAAAAGAAGAGCCCCGCACCGAUGCACUAACACGGCUCCUCUUCUACGGCGGCGGUACCGUCUCCCUCUAUCCCUCUCCUUCCCCUGCCUCCAUCCACCGACCACCGGCAGCAUCUCUCCAGCAGCGCCGAUCGACCGGCCGGAUCACUCGAGGAUCGACCGCCCACCCUCCAGCCUCCAUCAAUUAUGGACAGGGAUCACCCACGGUACUCCAUGAACGACGCCAAGCUCCAGGAGCAUCGGAUCUCUGUUUCCCGGCGCUGCCCCAGCUGCGGCCACGAGCUCGACUGCAUGCCGAAGGACAUGAUGGGUUUACCUGUCGGCGUCAAGUUCGAUCCGACGGACCAGGAGCUGAUCGAGCACCUGGAGACCAAGGUGAUGGACGGGGGCUCCAGGGCUCACCCCCUCAUCGAUGACUUCAUACCCACCAUACAAGGAGAAGAUGGCAUUUGCUACACUCAUCCUGAGAAACUCCCAGGCGUGACAAGAAAUGGCCAGAGCAAGCACUUCUUCCACCGAUCAUCCAAGGCCUACACCACAGGCACAAGGAAGAGGAGAAAGAUUCAGGCAGAGAGUGACCAACCAAACAGUAAGAACUGUGCCGAGACACGGUGGCACAAGACCGGCAAGACGCGGGCACUGAUGGUGGACGGCCGGCAGAAGGCGUGCAAGAAGAUCCUGGUCUUGUACACCAGCUUCGGCAAGCACCGGAAGCCGGAGAAGACUAAUUGGGUGAUGCACCAGUACAACCUCGGCGGCCUGGAUGACGAGAAGGAGGGGGAGCUGAUCGUAUCAAAGGUAUUCUACCAGACACAGACGCGACACGGUGUUGCUGGCACGGCGGCGACACUGGAUGAGCGUGCGAGGGACGGUAACAUGGAGGAAGAGACGGCAGGGUCAACACAGAUUGGGAUAAUUGGAGCUUAUGCCCUCGCUGCUGCUGCUGCGGCUACCGUUGAGGAGCAAAGACAAUAGCUGAAGCAGGAUGAUGAGCAGUUCAGCUAUGCUGCUCCCAAGAAGAGGUUACAUGAGCUACAGGUUGCUGCAGAGCAUGAAGUGGCAGUUGAUCAAGCAGAAGAACAGCAUCGCCACCACCAUAGGCCAUCACAACUCCAUGUUAGCCCUAAUUUGCAAGCAAUGCCCUUACCUGGCACGAAUGCCCUUGCCAGUCAGCCCCCGAGCCUGAUGUCUGCAAUUCACCCUGCCUCAGUUAACUUGAACAACAAGCUCCCAAAUU
This is a messenger RNA of Brachypodium distachyon (stiff brome), 1290 nucleotides long. RefSeq names its product NAC domain-containing protein 75. The transcript is spliced from 5 exons. The record is from RefSeq and is a predicted model, not a curated record. Lineage: Eukaryota; Viridiplantae; Streptophyta; Magnoliopsida; Poales; Poaceae. Gene Ontology annotation, biological process: regulation of DNA-templated transcription. Bases 240 to 1028 code for a protein of 262 amino acids. Gene Ontology annotation, molecular function: DNA-binding transcription factor activity; transcription cis-regulatory region binding. Gene Ontology annotation, cellular component: nucleus.